This is a messenger RNA of Opisthocomus hoazin, 808 nucleotides long. The record is from RefSeq and is a predicted model, not a curated record. Lineage: Eukaryota; Metazoa; Chordata; Aves; Opisthocomiformes; Opisthocomidae.
AUGACGCCGAAGCCACGACAUGAAGUGCAGCGCUCCGUUAAAAAGGCAAAACCAACCGUGAAUGUGCUACAGAGAAAACAGAUCUCUGAGUACCUUUCUUCCACCUUUAAACAACAAAUAAACACGAUAUGGCAAAGCAAGGCAAGCUUCACAUGCUAUAAGCCUCUCCCAGGUAGUGCCUGGGAAGCCCUCGUUCAGUUUUUGCAGCUCUGUGGCCAAAUGAGUCGGGUGCCGCGGACGGGGUGGGUGUACAGGAACGUGGCGAGGCCGGAGAGCGUGUCCGAUCACAUGUACAGGAUGGCGAUGAUGGCCCUGGUGACCGAGGACAAGAGCCUCAACAAGGACAGAUGCAUACGAUUAGCUUUGGUUCACGACAUGGCCGAGUGCAUUGUUGGAGAUAUUGCUCCUGCAGAUAAUGUCUCGAAAGAGGAGAAACACAGGAGAGAAGAGGCAGCUAUGCAACAACUGACCCAGCUUCUAUCAGAGGACCUCAGGAAAGAAAUCUAUGAACUCUGGGAAGAAUAUGAAAACCAGCGUACUGCAGAAGCCAAGUUUGUAAAACAGUUGGAUCAGUGUGAGAUGAUACUGCAGGCAUUUGAGUACGAAGAGUUGGAAAACACACCUGGCAGACUGCAGGAUUUUUAUGAUUCAACUGCUGGAAAGUUUGUUCACCCAGAAAUACUCCAGCUUGUAUCUCUGAUUAACACAGAAAGGAAUAAAAAAAUAGCUGCUGCAUCUCACCCACAUGCCUGAGGUGUUCCUAAACUCUGUAGCUAUAAUAAAUAUUUUGUUUUACGUUCUGUGCAUU